Centrocercus urophasianus (Greater sage-grouse) is the source of this 1266-nucleotide messenger RNA. It is a transcript of the gene TXNDC5, whose product is annotated as thioredoxin domain containing 5. The transcript has 10 exons. Gene Ontology annotation, biological process: protein folding. Gene Ontology annotation, cellular component: endoplasmic reticulum. The record is from RefSeq and is a predicted model, not a curated record. The coding region runs from base 1 to 1245 and encodes 414 amino acids. Gene Ontology annotation, molecular function: protein disulfide isomerase activity. Lineage: Eukaryota; Metazoa; Chordata; Aves; Galliformes; Phasianidae.
AUGGCUUCGCUGCGCUCCGGCCCGGCCUGGUGCCGCCUGCUCGCCUGGGCCGCGCUCGGCCCCGUGCUUUGCGGAGGGUCGGUGCGGGCCGAGCCGGAGCCGGGCGCGGAGCCGGAGGCGGACCCGCACGCGCGGCACCUCUACAGCGCCGAGAUGCUGCGGCACGGCGCCGCCGCCGCCCCGCACUUCGUCAUGUUCUUCGCCCCUUGGUGUGGACAUUGCCAGCGUCUCCAGCCAACUUGGAAUGAUCUGGGAGAUAAAUACAACAACAUGGAAAACCCACAGGUCUAUGUUGUUAAAGUGGAUUGUACUACAGACACUCCUCUGUGCUCUGAAUUUGGCGUCCGAGGAUACCCUACUUUAAAGCUGCUUAAACCAGGACAAGAACCUCUGAAAUACCAAGGCCCUAGAGACUUACAGGCGCUGGAAAACUGGAUGUUGGAAAAACUAAAUGGGGAACCAUCUGAUUCAGAAUCUACUGUGGAACCACCAAAAGCCCCCGAACCUAAGCAGGGAAUGUAUGAACUCUCAGCAGACAAUUUCAAGACGCACAUAGCAGAAGGUAAUCACUUCAUCAAAUUCUUUGCCCCUUGGUGUGGUCACUGCAAGGCUUUGGCCCCAACUUGGGAACAGCUGGCUCUGGCCUUUGAACAUUCAGAAACUGUAAAGAUUGGCAAGGUCGACUGUACCCAGCAUUAUGAGGUCUGCUCUGAAAAUCAAGUUCGUGGCUAUCCUACACUCCUCUGGUUUAGGAAUGGUGAAAAGGGUGACCAGUACAAAGGGAAGAGGGACUUUGAUUCCUUGAAGGAGUAUGUGGAUUCCCAACUACAGAGCUCUGGGAAAGAACCACCAGCAAGUAAACCCACAGAAGCCCCACAGCCACCUGCAGAACCCACUCAGGCUGAGCAGGCUACAGUGCUUUCUCUCUCUGAAAAAGACUUUGAUGAAACCAUUGCUAGGGGAAUCACCUUUAUUAAAUUCUAUGCUCCAUGGUGUGGUCACUGUAAGAACUUGGCUCCGACUUGGGAGAGCCUUGCCAAAGAGCAAUUUCCAGGUUUGACUGAUGUCAAAAUAGCAGAAGUAGACUGCACUGUAGAACGUAACGUCUGCAACAGAUUUUCUGUACGUGGAUAUCCUACGCUUCUGCUUUUCCGAGGUGGAAAGAAAGUCAGUGAACACAACGGAACGAGAGAUCUGGAAUCACUGCAUAGCUUUGUUUUGCGUCAGGCAAGGGAUGAGUUGUAAUAAAAGUCUCAAUGCUCUGUC